GUGAAUGCGGGUAUCUUUUACAAAGAAGUAACUCCUCCCUCCCCCGCUAGCGAGAUGGAGUGGGGGAGCUGGCUACGAGAGAGAUGCGUGUCACACCAUUGCGGCAGUAUUUAAACCUGUGAUGUGCGCAGGUUGCCCUGAAUGACUGCAAAAGCAACAACAAUCAAAGAAGCUCUAGCCAGAUGGGAAGAGAAAACCAGUCAGAAGCCAUCUGAGGCCAAAGAGGUAAAGCUUUAUGCCCAGAUCCCUCCUAUAGAGAAGAUGGAUGCGUCCUUGUCCAUGCUUGCUAAUUGCGAGAAGCUUUCACUGUCGACAAACUGCAUUGAAAAAAUUGCCAACCUGAACGGUUUAAAAAACUUGAGGAUAUUGUCUUUAGGAAGAAACAACAUAAAGAACUUAAAUGGACUGGAAGCCGUAGGGGACACAUUAGAAGAACUAUGGAUAUCCUACAAUUUUAUUGAGAAGUUGAAAGGAAUCCAUGUAAUGAAGAAAUUGAAGAUUCUCUACAUGUCUAAUAACCAGGUGAAAGACUGGGCUGAGUUUGUGAAGCUGGCGGAACUGCCCUGCCUGGAAGACCUGGUGUUCGUCGGCAAUCCCCUGGAAGAGAAGCAUUCAGCUGAGGGGAACUGGAUUGAAGAGGCAACCAAGAGGGUACCCAGACUGAAAAAGCUCGAUGGUACCCCAGUAAUUAAACAGGAUGAGGAAGAAGAAAACUAACACCAUGUUUUCCACUUCAUGUUAACUUAUUUAAAUGUC
Molecule: messenger RNA, 756 nt
Organism: Myotis davidii
Lineage: Eukaryota; Metazoa; Chordata; Mammalia; Chiroptera; Vespertilionidae
Gene: DNAL1
Product: dynein, axonemal, light chain 1
Exons: 8
Coding region: 142-717 (191 amino acids)
Cellular component (GO): cytoplasm
Molecular function (GO): protein kinase binding
Source: RefSeq, a predicted model, not a curated record